UGGGAGGAUGGUAACAGUUGACUGUGAAGUGUGUCUUGGUUCUCGCUCCCCAAAAUGCCCGAAAUCAGGUUGCCGGACCACAUUUUUCCUUGAAUUUCCUUUGCUUGACAUGUCCUAUAUUAUCCACGACAUACGUCAUUGUCCAAUCAAGAAAAAAAGAUCAAAGGUUAAAGAUCAGCGCGACACCUACAACAAUGUGAAAUUGUCAAUAAUUGGCAGCAUGUUGACCCGUGGUCUUGUCCGGACAGUUCGCGGUGGGCCUGGCCUCAGUUGCUCCUACCGAAGCUUAAGCUCUCUCACCCAACGGCCCAGAGCUCUGUUGUUUGCCCGUGCUCCGGGUCCGUUCUCGCUUUGCCCUCUAGAGUAUGGUCGAGUAUCUCGUCGAGCCAUGUCGUCAACGGAGGCCGUCCAAGCCGUCAAUGGGAUCCUGGUCCAAGUGUUGGGCUCAUACCCAGUCACGUCCAUGGCCGAGGCCUUGGCUUACGUUCACGAUACCACGGGCUGCAGUUGGGCGGGUACGAUCGUGGGGGCGGCCGUGUUUCUCCGAUUUGGUCUCCUUCUACCCGCACAAGUGACCUCGCAAAAGGUGGCUGCCAAGCGAGUGCUCCUGCAUAAAGAGAUGGAUUCACAACUGAUUCCUGAAUUACAACGAGCCACCGCUUUUCUUUCCAAAGAGCGAGGAUGGAGUGAGGAGAUGGCCAAAAAGAAAUUUAACAGAGCCCAGCGACUAAUGGUGAAAGAGAAAAUCAUCGAGAAGAAUUGCGCUGCUUCCAAACUGUUCUUACCAUUUAUGAUUCAAAUCCCAAUUUGGAUCACCCUGUCCUUGGCAGUGCGUCGGCUUCUCUCAGUCCAAUUGAUACCGGAGGAGGCCAUCAUGGUUCGAUUUUUGGAACUGUCUCGGGAAGGCACGAUGGCGUUUCCUAAUUUGACCUUGGCCGAUCCCACCUUUAUCCUGCCUUUGACCGUGGGUUUGGGGUUCCUGCUCAACAACGAGAUCAACGCUAGUCGCCACCAUCAAGACAUCAUCCCCAAAGGUUUCCUGACCAUCGCACCCAACAUUGUGCGGGUAUUUUCCUUGUGGAUGACCUUCGUCGCCACCAUAGUGCCUUCGGCAAUAGCUCUUUAUUGGUCGGCCAGCAGUUUAGCCGCUUUGGCCGUGACUCUCAUCGCAAUGAGUCCGCGAUUUCGAGCCCUGGUCCGCAUCCCAAAGAUACCCGAGUAUCCGGAUAAACCUUAUUCGAAUGUAUGGAUCAAUUGGGGAAAUAAGUUGAGACGCUUAAGAGCCAGAUUCCAGCGAAACAAGGAAUAAAACGCUUUAUUAUUCUUAAAAGAAAAACCACACUCCAAGCCACACGUCAUUUCAUAAGCCCAAACAACCAGGGAGCCAAUGACCCGUUCGUCCUGAAAGAAAUGACAAAAGAUCUAGUCUCAUUACUUAAGUCUUCAGUUUGCUUGCCAGUUGACCCUCACCACAGCCGUAGCAGUAACCGUAACCUCCGUAGGGAGCAUUAGGAUCUCCGGGUACCGGGCUAUCGGAGAGAGGGUCCUCACUUGAAUCGGAUUCGUUGGCAUGAGCGAGAAUGUCAUCGUCUGAAUCGUCUUCGUCCGAAUCGCUUUCCACAUCAAUCGUGCUA
Molecule: messenger RNA, 1634 nt
Organism: Tigriopus californicus
Lineage: Eukaryota; Metazoa; Arthropoda; Copepoda; Harpacticoida; Harpacticidae
Product: cytochrome c oxidase assembly protein COX18, mitochondrial-like
Exons: 5
Coding region: 8-1309 (433 amino acids)
Biological process (GO): protein insertion into mitochondrial inner membrane from matrix; mitochondrial respiratory chain complex IV assembly
Cellular component (GO): mitochondrial inner membrane
Molecular function (GO): membrane insertase activity
Source: RefSeq, a predicted model, not a curated record